AUGCCCGCGAGCGAUCCCCGGUUGUGGACAGUGGAUGACCUUCACACAAACGCACUAUACAGAGAUGCAGGCUACUCUGAUGCACAAAUUCCUGAUGCUAUGAUGCUUCAUACCAAUAGCGCAGAUAACUCGCCCUCUGUACGGCGAACCGGAAUCUCCGAAGGUGUUAUCAUUACGGACGAAGCAGGUAACAAGCGGAGGAAAAUCACUAACCUCUCAACAACGCCGCUCAGUGUACUAUCUGGUUCUCAAGUGAGUUUGAAUGCGGCAACCAGCGGGCUAUUGCGGCAAGUAGAGUCAAACGUAAACGACUACAGUUAUCUGCUGAAAUGGCAGAACAUAGCUGGGGGCGACCAGAUCGUAGAUCUACCUGACGAGGACGAGCUGGAAGAUGAGGACGACUUUGGGUCGAUGGAUGCUGGCGAGGAAGAUGCAAAAAUACAUGAGGAUCAGCAUGAUGAUGCAGUCGAAGAGACGAAUAAACGGACCAAUCUGAGCCAGGACGAGAUCGUCCGGAUUAUUAACGAGCGAAUCGAGUUUUAUACAAAUGCUUGGGUACCGAACAAAGGCGUUCCCAGUAAAGAGAGGGUAGAUCCAAAAACUGUGUGGAACGAGGCUGAAGCAAAAGGCGAACGAGAAAGGCUUGCACAGCACUAUGAAACAGAGUACGAUUAUUUCAGUCAAAGAUUGAACAAAUUGUGUGACGAGAUCAUAAAGGAUCCAGGAAGCAAUGCGAAACAAGUACGGCAACAAUGUAGCAACCUCGAGGGCACUGUGGAUUGCAUGGAGCUUGCGGCUUGGUUGCGCGAUAUUUACAAACUGGAACCUGUCCACGACGGCGAAGAAGAACACGUACUGGACAGCCAACCAAAACUACGACAAGACACGUCAACUCAUCGAGGCGAACCAACAAGUGAGGUUAUCGAUCUAGGCUCACCCUCGUGCUCAUCUGACAUUGAGAACGGGAACAUAUUGCCCUUUGACAACGAUACUGGGACUGUAGCCAAUACAACUGAAGACCAGUUUGAUAAUCGUGUCCGUUCAUCUACGCCAGACUCAGUCAUCGCUGACAGCGUGGAGCUAACUGAAUAUGCACAACUAGGGCCUUUUGAACCAGACGGCGCCUUUCCCACACGUACACCUGUUAAUCACGGUGAUGAACCUGAGAGCGCCUCCAUUACUACAGUUCGCCGCUGGAGAUGGGAAGACUUAGUCGAGCACCUUGACCGGAAGCGCAUUGUAUCCAAAGUCAUCCAGGAAUUGAAGUCCAACGACCGCGAAAUGAUUCGUGGUCGGGUUCAGAACAUAGGAAAGACCAGCCUCAUCAGAGAAAUGAGAGCAUGUGUUCACAUGUUAUGCAAAGGAGAGACAAAGCUGCAGGGCGUCCUUCCUCGGGAUAUGCCCAAGAUUCUUACAUUUACCACCCUGUUCCUUUCAUGGUGGUUUUGCUGCAAUUAUUCAAAGGGACCUGAAGCAUCUAGCAGAGAUCUUGGGGAGCUCCGGAACUGCAUGGAUGACGGGACUGCCGAAACAAGCAGCUUCUAUUACUAUGUGUAUACGAUUAUGGCAACGACUUUCGGCGAGCAAGCUUUGCGAUAUCCCGAUCAGCCAUCCCAGGCCGAGAUCAUCGAAAUUUCAGACGAUGACUGA
Messenger RNA from Alternaria burnsii, 1650 nucleotides. RefSeq lists its product as uncharacterized. The transcript is spliced from 2 exons. The record is from RefSeq and is a predicted model, not a curated record. The coding region runs from base 1 to 1650 and encodes 549 amino acids. NCBI's taxonomy places the organism in Eukaryota, Fungi, Ascomycota, Dothideomycetes, Pleosporales, Pleosporaceae.